AUGACCUCGCCGCUGUCAGCUUUCCGUAUCUCGGGUGGAAGAACCUUCGAGGAGGCCAAGGAGGUCGAGAUCGUGGACCAGCUCGUGCUGCCACACACGGUCCAGUGGGAGACCGUCAACACGAUCGAAGGCGCUUUCGCAGCGAUCAAGUCGAUGAAGGUCCGUUCAGCUUCCUAUCCCCCCGUCGAUGAACUGACGCAGUGUUCGGUUGACUCUCUAGUGUGAGACAGAUCAUGCUGAACAUCACUUCCCACCGAACCGUCUCCCCACAGAUUCGAGGGGCCCCCGCAAUCGCCUCGCUUGCUUCGCUAGGCAUCGCUUCCGAGCUCUCCACGCUGCUUUCCGGCUCAUCGUCGCCGGCGUUCCCCGUCUCGUCACUCGAAUCUACCCCGAAACUGCUCGAAUUCUUGCUCCAACAGACCGCCUACCUGUUGACGUCCCGGCCGACAGCAGUCAACCUCUUGGAAGCGCUCAACCGUAUCGAAGCCGUGGCCAAUUCGACCGUGGCCGAAGCAGGAGCGACCGCCGAGCAGCUGGCCAAAGCCGUCAUCAAGGUCGCGAUCGAAGUGUUUGAGGAGGACAAGGAGCGAUGUCAACGCAUUGGAGAUAACGGAGCCGAUUGGAUCCUCAACAAGCUAGAGGGCGAGGGGUCCAUCGAAAAAGGCGAAAAAAUUGCAGUGCUGACGGUCUGUCUCAAGCACAGUCCGCGGGAACCAUCAUGGACGUGUAGAAUGCUGAUCUAGCCAUCGGCAUACGUACACACAGGUUUGCAACACUGGCUCAUUGGCAACUUCCGUUCGUUUCGUCCUCUCCAUGACGCGUCGCACUCUGCCUUCCCCGAGACUGACCUCGGUGACUGUCGACAGGGCUACGGCACGGCAUUGGGUGUUAUCGCUUCGUUGGCCGCCAAGGGACGGCUAUUGCAUGCCUACUUUGCUCAAACAGGUCCUUAUCAACAAGGAGCCCGCUUGACCUCGCUCGAACUCGCAAGUCUGGGUGUUGAGAACACCAUGGUGUGCGAUACCGCGAUCGGCGCCUUGAUCGCAGAAAAAAGGAUCCACCUCUUCGUCGCAGGUGCGGAUCGGUCAGUCUAUCGCUCCUCAGACUUCAUCUCGACCCGGCACACUUAUCUGAUCAUGCUUCGCAUCAAUUCUUACAGAAUCGCUGCAAAUGGUGAUACGGCCAACAAGAUCUCCACGUACCAGAUCUCUCACCUUUGCUCCUCCCCUCACCCAUUCUCGCCCAACCCGCCCGUUCCCGUGCUCGUGGCGGCCCCCGUAGCCACCUUGGAUCUAGCGAUGGAGUCCGGACGGUCGAUCGUCAUCGAGCAACGACCGUCGUGGGAAGCGUGCACUGUUCGUGGACGAGUCGUUGACGUCGCUCAGAUGGCAAAGUCGAACGGUACGGUUCCGCAAGAACAAGAGAUCGAGGUCGCGACGGUUCUCAUCACCCCGCCAGGCACACGAGCAUGGAACCCUGCUUUCGACGUCACACCCGCGGGCUUGAUCAGUGGUAUCGUUACCGAAUUCGGCGUUGCGCAUCCGUCAGGGAAGGACGGUCACUAUGACCUCCAGAAGUUUGUGUCUGCCAACCGCAAGUAG
Microbotryum saponariae is the source of this 1601-nucleotide messenger RNA. The record is from the annotation of a GenBank genome assembly. NCBI's taxonomy places the organism in Eukaryota, Fungi, Basidiomycota, Microbotryomycetes, Microbotryales, Microbotryaceae.